This is a messenger RNA of Panonychus citri (citrus red mite), 4304 nucleotides long. Its product is annotated as valacyclovir hydrolase-like. Lineage: Eukaryota; Metazoa; Arthropoda; Arachnida; Trombidiformes; Tetranychidae. The record is from RefSeq and is a predicted model, not a curated record.
UUCUUUUCUCUAUUUCUUUAACUCCUCUUGAUGUUAAAAUAUAAUUACCAAUAUUCGAUCGAUUCCUGCGUCCAAUCAGAUCGAGAACUUGUGCUUUUCCGUUAAUUACCUUUGUUACCUACAACAAAUUGAUGUUUUUUUCCUCAUGAACAAUGGAUAACAACAAGAAGAAAAGGAUUGAUCAAAUUGUUUAAUUACUGUUAUAAUUAUUACGCUUAUAAACUGGUUUUAAUGGUGAUUUAUACUCAACAAAUUACCUCUCGUUAUUACUGUAAUGUGUUACCAAAAGUUAUAAGACUCGAACAAAGAAAGAAACAAGAAAACACCGUUAAGAUAUUCUCGUUGAAACGGAACUUUUAUCAAUCAUCUUCACGAAAGAAAAACAUCAAUAUUUGUAAUCGAAAUUUUCGAUAAACUAUCAUAAACCUCGAAAACAAGGUGAUGAAGUGCAAAAGAAGAGACAAAAAGUGAUCUCGUUGAUAGUAAUCAUCAAUUAACGUAAUGUUGGAAUUCCCUUUGAUUGUGACAACAAUUGAAAAAAAUACGUUAAUCUCGACAAGUUGAUCUAUUUCUUUUCUUUUUAUUACCACUGUUAAUUACUUCUAAUUUCCAUUAACUGUUUUAAGUCAUUAUCUUUUUCUGUUACAAGUUAACCUUCUCUUCCUCUCUCAUUUUAAUCUGAUAUUUAUAACUUUAUCUUAAUUAAUCUAAUAUUGUCCAAAAAGAAACAUCAACAACCAAACACAAUUAAGGAAACAGGAAAGAAAAAGUAGUUACAUUAAUCAAGUAUCAACACCAUCAUCAAUAUCAUAAUCACCAUCACAAUCAUCGUCAGUAAACAAACAGCAACAAUGUCCAAUUGUAAUGAAGGAUAAACCAAACCAAAGGUUUUUAAUUGUAAAUCUCAAUCUUGUAAUAUUACAACUUAAAUCAGCCAAAUCUCUGUCCCGAUUAAUUAGUAAUCACUUUCUCCCUCCUUUGUAACUUAUCUUCCUCAUCAUUAUCAUCAUUAUCUAUUGUUAUACCUUCUCUCUUUCUCUCACCAAUCAUUGUAAUUGUUUCUUCUGUCCUCUAACUCUCUCUCUCUCUCUUCAUCUUCUUCAUCUUCUUCAUCCUUUCCGGUUCCUCCUCCACUUCUCAUCAUUGUAAUUCCUCCUUUGUAGCCUGAACUCGAGUUUAUAACUGUACCUCCAACCUCAUUGGAAGAUGUUUUUUGUUGAGGGUCAACAGUUGAUUAGUCAAUUGUUUGCUUAAAGAAAACAACUUUAUAUCCACCAGUUAGAUUGUUAAUUGAAAACUCUGGUCAAUUAAUCCUCUCUUUUUACAUUAUCACCAAUCCAAGAUUAUCCUCUUCUCAUUUUCUACUUCAAUUAUUAGAGCUUUAUAAUGUUUGUAAAAUCAUCAACGUUGAUCAACAAACACAACAACAAAUGUCCCUCAGUAACUUUGUCAUAAUCAUCAACUCUUUUUACUAUUGUUAAUCUUAAUCACCUCCAUUUACAGUAUUCGUAUGUUUUAUGAUGAUUGUAACAAUUAUGAUCAUGAUUAUUACUCCAUCAUGUCUUUUUCUUUAAUAGGAUUCAAUGUAAAGUAAUAACAAUUUAAUAUUACUACUCAGUGGAAGUAACUAAAUUUAGAAUCAUUUAUUGUAGGUUUUAACACAGAGAGAUAGAGAUAGAGGAUAACAAGUUAACUUGUUUCAAAAUGAAAAAAAAUUGGAUCGAUGAUUAUGAUUAACUUAAUUUAAAUAGAUUGAUGUUCAAAAGAAUAAUUGAUGAUUUUAAUUAUCUCUUGGAAUAUGAAGAAAGAAACUGAUUGUUACUUAAUCUCUUCUUUUUACUAAUCAUCACCAUUCAGGUGAUAAUUUGUAUUCGCAUGAUAACAAUCAAUUGCCAUUCUCAAUCUUCCGUUGAAAAUGAACUGAAAAUUAGCACCAACCAUGACCUUCGAUGAAAAAUGUCUUCCAAUUUUCAAAGAAUUUUCUCCACCAUGAAUAACACUUAGUACUCAGAACAAUUGAAAUGAUUAAUUAUACUACCAUGGUAAUAAUACGUUGAUUAGAUCCAAAUUGUUCCCACUUGCAGUUGAUCAUCUUCCACCUUCCACCUUGAAUCCUCCGUCUCUCGUUCUCAUCUUAUUACCUUAUGUAAAUUUCUGGUUUCCAAUUGAUUAACAUUUUCCACCUUCAACAAGUCAACUACCUCUCUUUUUAACUCUCACUUCUCAUCAUCAUCUUCAUUGUCUUCACUUCCUUUCAUGUUUCCUCUUCAUCCUUCCCACCCCACCCUCACUCUUGCUCUAUCCUUUUUUCCCUCUGACAAAAUGUACUUUCUUUUUCUUGUCAUUUUUUUGUUGAUGUCUCUUCAUUUCUCUUCAUGAUGAUGAUGAUGCCUGUUAACCCUUCAUCUCUCUUCCUAUCUCUCAUUUCUCAUCUUCAUCCUUCUUCUCGUUUCUCUGUUUCCUCUUUCACUUUUCUGGACUAUUUCAGUUCUAAUCAUUAACUUCAAUGUUACCACUCAAAUUAUCAGAAAAAAAUCAGAAAAUCGAAUGGGAUUUGAUUCUAUUGUAUAAAAUAAACUCAAUACGCUUUUCGAAAUUAAAAAAGGAAAACAUCUCAUUUUUUUUCUUUAUUCUAUACUCAGUCAAUUAUCUUCUCCAAAUAUUACCUGUAAUUCAAUUAAUUCAUCAAUUAACAGAGGUGAUAAAGGAGAGAUUGAGAAUAGGUUUGUAUUCAUCUUACUUGAAUUAACUAUUUAAACAGCUCAUUGAUUGAAACAAUUGACCAGCAAUCGAUUAAGAGAUUGGAAUAGAUAUUGACACUAUUUUCUAAUCCAAAUUGCAAUUAAGUUAAUGAAACAGAUAUUUUCUCAAAAAGAUCAUGAAGAUAAGUAACUAAAUUGGAUUUAUUAUAAUUACCAUCAUCAUCAUCAUCUUUUCCUCUACAUCAACACGUUAAUCAUGUAUUGAUUCAACUUCAAGAUGAUUGAACAAUCAACUUUAAAAAAAACCUGAGAAGACAAGUUAGUUAGUUGAUUGCGUUUCAUUUUUCUCAAAUAAACUUUUUCCUCUUCUUGAUCAUCAACAAAUCAUCUUUAACUUUUCUUGUUAAUCACUUUAAGCUAAUACCUGAUGUCUUAAUAAUCAUCACCUUUAAUUGUCUUCUUCUUGUUUACUUCCCACCCAUUUUUUUCAUCCUUCAUCUUCCUUGUUCAACUUAUUCUCAUUUGCUUCUGUUAUCCGUUGAACCGAUCACAAUAACAACGUGGACAAGAUCAGCGACAACGACCUGAUCCAAACCGAAGUAAAGUUUAAAUUGAUCUGAAAAAUUUACAACUUCAAUCGUAAUCAUUUUGACUAUCGUGCUAAUCAAUUGUCCAGUUUAUCUGAAUCUCUUAUUGAAAUGACAACCGAAUCAAGUAAAGUUGAAACAAAUGAAGUAAAAAGUGAUGUGGUCACUGGUUAUUAUGAACAAGAUGGAUACAAAAUUCACUACGAGAAAGUUGGUCAUGGUGAUUGUGCUGUCUUCAUAUUUCCUGGAGCUUGUGGAAAUGGCCGAACUGAUAUGAAACCACAAUUAGAUGGCUUUGAUAAGGAUAAAUUCACCUUAAUUGCUUGGGACUCACCUGGAUUCGGACUGAGUCGUCCCCCUGAACGAGAUUAUAAACUUCAUGCUGAGGAUAAGUUUUUUUACCAAUACGAUGCUGAGACUGUGGUUAAAUUGAUGGCACAUUUAGGUUAUGACAGUUUCUCUGUAAUGGGCUGGAGUGAUGGUGGUAAAUCUGCCUUACUGGUUCCCAUUUUGUUCCCGGCGAAAGUUGAAAAGCUUGUGGUUUGGGGAACUUUGGCUUAUAUUCCAGAGAAAUAUAAAGAUAUGUGGAGAAUUCUUUGUACUCUGGAAAUGUGGGAAGAUCGAAGGAAUGAGUACAUCAAAAUCUAUGGUAAUCGUGAGACACUCGAAAAGAUUUGGUAUAAACACAUGAGUUACACUUAUACCACAAGCGACAUUUGUAAGGACAGAGUAAAGGAAAUUAAAUGUCCGACUUUCGUGUUACAUGGUAAGAAAGAUACUAUGAUCCCGAAAGUUUUCGACCAUUUGGUGGCAAAUAUUCCCGACGUUGAAUCUCAUCUAUUUCCUGAUGGAGUUCAUGAUAUUCAUGUCAGUCAUGCUGAACAAUUCAACAGGCUGGUUCAGAGAUUCCUUUUAGAUUGAAUUCGUAUUGAUUGACACGAUGAAAUCUAAAAUAAUAAACUAAUUUGAUUGUACGAUGUAUUCGUCUAUUACUAUUAAACGAUUUUUAGAAUAA